CAUGAAAAAUCAUCAGAGACUUUUAUGAAUUGAUUUUGAGAGUGAAUUAUAAGAGAUUAUGAGAGUAUUUCAAGAUUAUCCAACUGCUCGGAUUCAAUUUUUGGUAUAUGGGAUGGAUUGGUUAGAUUCAAGGUAGAUGAAGAAUCAAGGAAGAAGAUGAUGGCAUAUUGGACAUUUCAUAAUUUCCUUUAGCAAAUUUUGAAUUUUUCCCAAUUAAUUGGGUGCAUCUGCAUGUUUUCACAAAGCACAGGGGUGCAUCCACACCAAAUUAAUCCUAAGGGCGUGUAGCCACACGUGGUCCAAACCACGAGGGUAGGACUUUGCCAAAAAAAAAUUUGCAAAACCUGCCACAAGAUCCGCAUUUUGUGGAGUAGACCAAAUUGUCUUUAUCAUUACAAUAAAUUAAGCUUAUCGCCCAAUCAAAGUUUACAACCUCACAACAAUUUGGGACUGCAGAUGAUGCGUUUCCUUGUUGAAACAUAUAUGUGCAGUAGAUUAAUUGCAUUUACUCGUCAACUUUGUUCUAGGAUAUUGAUUUCAACCUACGAAUUUGCAGUGCAAGAAGUGAUAUACGAACUCAUUUCAAAGAAGCAACAGGAGGGAUACUGCAGAUGGAAGUACUGAAGAAUGGUGAUAAACCUCAUGUGGUUUGCAUACCAUCCCCUUUCCAGAGCCACAUAAAAGCUAUGUUAAAACUAGCUAAGCUUCUCCACCAUACGGGUUUCCACAUAACCUUUGUCAACACAGAGUACAACCACAAACGCUAUCUCAAAGCUAGAGGACCCAAUUCUCUUGACGGUUUUCCAGAUUUCCAGUUCAAAACGAUUCCAGACGGGCUUCCUCCUUCGGACAGUGCUGAAUCCUCUCAAUGCGUACUUUCUUUAUGUGAAACCAUUAGAAAGAACAUGCUAUCGCCGUUUCUGAACCUUGUUGCCAUGUUGAAUGACAAAAGUGCAGCUGCCUCAUCAUCUGGUGUGGCGCCUCCGGUUACUUUUAUUGUAUCAGAUGGAUUUAUGAGUUUUACUAUCACAGCUGGUGAAGAGCUAGGUAUCCCUGUCGUAAUGUUCUUCACUCUGUCUGCCAGUGGUUUCAUGGGCUUUUAUCAGUUUCAUGCUCUAAUGGAAAAAGGCCUUACUCCAUUGAAAGAUGCAAGCUAUUUAACAAAUGGGUACUUGGAUAAUGUCAUAGAUUGGAUUCCUGGAAUGAAAGAUAUUCGUUUGAAAGAUCUGCCAAGCUAUAUUCAAACUACAAAUCCUGAUGACAUCGCUUUAAAUUUUUGUAUGGAAGCAACUCAGAGGGCUUUAAGAGCUUCAGCAAUCAUUCUCCACACUUUUGAUGCGUUGGAGCAGGAUCUAUUGAACGCUUUAACGCCCAUCUUCCCAUUUGUCUAUUCAAUAGGCCCACUUCAAUUACUUUUGGAUCACUUUUCAAAGAAGAAUGAGUCGGAGUCCAUCGGAUACAAUCUAUGGAAAGAAGAUACUGAGUGUCUCAAAUGGCUUGAUUCCAAGGAACCAGGAUCUGUAAUUUAUGUGAAUUUUGGUAGCAUAGCGUCAAUGACCCAGAAACAACUGGAAGAGCUUGGUUGGGGACUUGUGAAUAGCCACCACGACUUUUUGUGGGUAGCUAGACCUGAUUUGGUAAUGGGUGAUGAAUCCAACUCUGUACUUUGGUCGCCUGAAUUGGCUGCGGAAAUCGAAGGAAGAGGUGUAAUAGUAGCGUGGUGCCCGCAAGAGGAUGUCCUGAACCAUUGGUCGGUCGGGGGGUUUGUGACUCACUGUGGGUGGAAUUCGAUUAUUGAGAGCUUGUCGGCAGGAGUGCCGAUGAUCUGUUUGCCCUUUUUCGGUGAUCAACAAACGAAUUGCAGAUAUGCCUGUAGUGAAUGGGAGGUUGGGUUAGAGAUUGGUGGCAAUGUGAAGAGAGAUGAAGUGGAGAAAGUUGUUAGCGAGGUAAUGGGAGGAGAGAAGGGGAAGAAAAUGAAGAGCAAGGCUAUGGAGUGGAGGGAACUGGCACAGAAGGCUACUGGUUCGGAUGGGUCAUCGACUGAAAAUUUGAGCAACUUGGUCAAGAAAUUGUUACUCCAAUCUGGGAAUUUCAAAAGCAUCCAAUAUGGUAGUGUAUCAGUAUUCCAAAAUUUGGAGGAAAUAUUAAUAUAGAGAUUAAAUUAUGUUAUGUCCACCCCAGGUGGGAAUCCCACCAUUUCCGUUACCCCAAUUUGCGGGGCCCAUCCUACGAUUAUUGCAGUAAUUUGAGUCGUUCAUGUUGUACGAUCCGCCGAGUAAUAUAUUCACGUGAAGAAUCAGUUUGAUUGAA
Rhododendron vialii is the source of this 2310-nucleotide messenger RNA. RefSeq names its product 7-deoxyloganetin glucosyltransferase-like. The coding region runs from base 612 to 2153 and encodes 513 amino acids. The record is from RefSeq and is a predicted model, not a curated record. The transcript is spliced from 3 exons. NCBI's taxonomy places the organism in Eukaryota, Viridiplantae, Streptophyta, Magnoliopsida, Ericales, Ericaceae. Gene Ontology annotation, molecular function: UDP-glycosyltransferase activity.